AUGUCGGACGACGUGACGAUACUACACCCCAAGGUGCUUCUUCUUCUGGCCGGCAUCACCACAUCGGUGAUUUUCGGCUACCGGUUUUACAAACGGUACUUGCGUCGGAUCAGAACAUAUCUUGAUCUCACCCCAGACAUUCUCGAUAACCACAUACAACUUUAUGGAAGAGUCACCAGAGUUGGUGAUGGUGACAACUUCCGAUUCUAUCACACUCCAGGAGGUGUUCUUGCUGGCUGGGGCUGGCUUCGCCAUGUUCCUACGGCCAGAUCGGCCUUGAAGGAUGAAACCCUCAUGAUCAGAUUACUGGGAAUAGACGCUCCAGAGCGGCUGCACUGGGGGAAACCGGCCCAGCCAUUGAGUGAAGAGGCGUUGGAGUGGCUCAAAAGCUAUGUUAACGGCCGGAACGUGGUGAUCACGCCGUACUCCAUUGACCAGUAUAAACGGGUGGUGGCUCGGGCCCAGGUUUGGCAAUGGACCGGCAGAAAGGACGUGAGUGCCCAGAUGAUCAAGGAAGGCUUGGCCGUGGUGUAUGAGAGUAAGGUUGGAGCCGAGUUUGGUAUAUAUGAGGGAUGGUAUAGGUCGUUGGAAGCUAAGGCAAAGAAGUUGAAGAAGGGUGUAUGGGGGUUGCGCAAAUUCCAGUCCCCAGGGGCCUUUAAAAAGAUGUACUAUAAGAGUUAG
Messenger RNA from Yamadazyma tenuis ATCC 10573, 681 nucleotides. RefSeq lists its product as uncharacterized. Gene Ontology annotation, cellular component: mitochondrion; cytoplasm. The record is from RefSeq and is a predicted model, not a curated record. Lineage: Eukaryota; Fungi; Ascomycota; Pichiomycetes; Serinales; Debaryomycetaceae.